This is a messenger RNA of Acaulospora colombiana, 333 nucleotides long. NCBI's taxonomy places the organism in Eukaryota, Fungi, Glomeromycota, Glomeromycetes, Diversisporales, Acaulosporaceae. The record is from the annotation of a GenBank genome assembly.
AUGCCGGCAUUCUCUGCCCCCAUUGCACCAACGUCCACUCCUGCUCCGGUACCUCAACCAACUUCCCCCGUAACAGUUGCUCAGGAAUUCAAAGCUGAUAAAGCUGAAAAAGAGGACCCAGUUCCGCACGAUGAGGAGACCGAGCCAGCAUUGCCACCCGAGGCGUUUAAACCACCUGAAGGUCCAACCGAGUCCAAGGAAGGAGAAGGCUCUUCCGAAACUCAGCCGCCUUCCCAACCUGCUGCUGAUCCACCGGCGAACCCACCAUCUGAUUCGCCCAAUGCCCCUGAACAACCGACGGAAGGUGGAGGAGAAAGCGCAAAUAAUCCUUGA